Molecule: messenger RNA, 2430 nt
Organism: Melospiza georgiana
Lineage: Eukaryota; Metazoa; Chordata; Aves; Passeriformes; Passerellidae
Product: protein ecdysoneless homolog
Exons: 12
Coding region: 294-1916 (540 amino acids)
Cellular component (GO): nucleus
Source: RefSeq, a predicted model, not a curated record
ACUCUCGGUGUCACAGCACGGGUUAACCCAGUGAGGCAUCUGGUGCCACCUCCCUGCUGCAGCCGGGCCGUCCCCGAGCACAGGACACAAGAUUCUGUCAGCAGGGUCUGGGAUAUCCGCAGUGAGGGAGACUCCGCAGCCCGUGCGGACAAUCUGUUGCUGGGCACGGCGUUGCUGAGGCGCCUCUCCUCUCUGUGCCCCGUGCAGGCGAGAUCCCGGCGCACUUGGGCGGCACCGCGGAGUUCGGGGAUAACGUGGAGGAUGAGUGGUUCAUUGUGUAGCUGCUGCGGGAGAUGAGCAGGGAGUUCCCGGGGCUGGCAGCCAGUAUUGAUGACAACGAUGGAGAGUUUCUCUUGAUAGAAGCAGCUGAUUUUCUCCCAAAGUGGCUGAAUCCUGACAACAGUGAAAACAGGGUGUUCUUUUACAAAGGAGAGCUGCACAUCAUUGCGCCGGGGGAGCCCUGGGAGCAGGGCUGGGCCCUCUCUGCUCCCCGUGCCACGGUGCCGCAGGCGCUGGCUCUGUUAUCCACCCGCGCCGAGGAGUUCCUGGCUGCAGAGCCCAUCAGAGCUGCGCUCAAUAAACGCCUCCAUGGGUAUCCCGAGAAGAUCCAGGCCUCGCUGCACCGAGCCCGCUGCUUCCUCCCGGCCGGGAUCGCGGCCGUGCUGAGGCUGCGCCCGUCCCUGGUGGCCGCGGCCGUCCAGGCCUUCUACCUGCGGGAGCCGGGCGAUCUGGGGGCCUGCCGGCGCCCGUUCAGAGCCUUCCCUGCCGAGCAGCGAGUGAUGGCCCUGGUGACUUUCACUCGGUGUUUGUAUGCACAGCUGGUGCAGCAGCAGUUUGUUCCAGACAGACGCAGUGGAUACACCCUGCCCGCCCCAGCUCAUCCUCAGUACAGAGCCUACGAGCUGGGCAUGAAGCUGGCUCAUGGCUUUGAAAUUUUGUGCUCCAAGAGCAGUAAAGUGGCUCCUGAUGCCAAGAGAAACGUGUUAAGGGGUCCCCUGUGGGAGAGAUUCCUCAGGAGCUUGAAGGAGAAGGAUUAUUUCAAGGGAGAAAUGGAAGGAUCAGCCAAGUACCUGGAGCUGUUGCACAUGGCAGAAGAUCACUUCCAGCAAUCUGUUGCAGUGCCAGAAAGCUGUGAUGAAGUGAGCCCAGGUGAUGAAAUCCUGGCACUACUACAGACAACCCCCAUUGAUCUGAAGGAAUUGGAGAGAGAAGCAGCUUGUCUUCCUGCAGAGGAUGAUGACAGCUGGCUGGAUAUGACACCAGGUGCUCUGGAUCAGAUGCUGAAGGAGACAAGAAAUGAGUCCCUUCCUUCCCCAAAUGAGGAGGAGCAAAACUAUGACUUGGAAACAGUUGCUGAGAGCAUGAAGGCUUUUGUGUCCAAAGUGUCCACGCACGAAGGAGCAGAAAUGCCAUGGUCAUCUGAUGAAUCCCAAGUUACCUUUGAUGUGGAUUCUUUUACAAAAGCUCUGGACAGAAUUUUAGGGGCAGACUCGGAGGAGCUGGAUUCUGAUGAUGUGGAUGAGGAGGAGGAGUUUGGUUUCUCAGCUGAGGAUGAUGAAGAGCUGAAUGCUGGGAAUGGAAGGCAGGAGCAGAAGGUGUCUCCUGAGGAGCUCGUGGGCAGUCUCAAGGCGUACAUGGAGGAGAUGGACCGUGAGCUGGCACAGACCAACGUUGGGAAAAGUUUCAGCAGCCACAAGAGAGGGGCAGGUUCUGUUGGAGCAGCCCCAUGUGAGAGUGCUGGCCCUGACUGUGGAGCUGAGGCUGCUGAGCUGGCAGCCCUGGAUGUGGACAUGAACCUGGUGGCAAACCUGCUCGAGUCCUACAGUGCCCAGGCUGGCCUGGCAGGACCCACCUCGAGCAUUUUACAGAGCCUGGGGGUGAAUUUACCUGAGAGCUCAGAGCUCACUGGCAGCUGAGCAAGGCAGGGAGAGCCUUGGCACCAGACAUGGCUGCUGGGGAGAUGGAGCACAGACACACGAGCAGGAUGGGGGAGAAGAGGCCAAAGGUUUGAAUUUGGAGCAUCCUGUUCAUUAUGUGUCACUUCAGCAGAGUGAAUUCACCUGCAAAAGCUUCUGUUUGCACACUGUCUUGGGUGGAAAUGAGAUUUUCCCUGUGCUGACGCAAUUUCAGAAAACUGAAAAAUUAUGUCAAAUGAAUGACCGAAAUCUGUGCCCAUUUUCUUUUAUUACAACACCUCUCUCCCAUUUUUCCAUUCAGUGAUCCAAUUUGCCACAUUUCUAAAAUGUUCUUUUACCCAUUGCUGAGUGGGUUCAAUAUCUGGGGAGCAAUUCUUGUUCUGAAAAUGCUGCUGCCUUCAGGGGCAGGUGGGGAAAUACCACAUUGCAGGAAGAGUAAUUGGAUCAAUUGUGCAAAUAUUGGCCAGAAGUAUUUUUUAAUUUUAUUUCAAUAAAAACAAAAAUUACAACUUGA